AUGCAGCAUGCUGCCACACCACUUCCUUUCCCUGCCCUACAAGCCCUCCAAAAUGGCACCCGCUCUUACAGGCGACCUCCCAACAGCUCCGCACAACCUAGGUGGUCCUAUCUCCAAGGAUAUCUUCCCAGAUGGGCUAAAAACUACCGGGCAACACCCCCUCUCUACGACGAGCUCGUUCCCUUCGACCAGUUCCCGCGCCAGAUUACCGGCCCUACUGUCUGGAAAGCCGAGGAUUACCGCGAGAACCCGGAGAAAUGGACGCAUACUUUCAAUGAGGAGCAGGUAGCCGAACUGAGUGCUGCGGCAGAUGCUUUCCUUGCUUCUAAGACACCUUUGACUGGCAUUUCCAAGAGCAAUUUCCAACUCCCAAAGCUAGCAGAGUAUCUCCACAAGCUACGCGCAGAUCUCAUUGACGGAAAGGGCUUUAUUCUAUUCAAGGGCUUCCCUGUCCAGAAAUGGGGUAACCACAAGUCUGCCGUGGCAUACAUGGGCCUGGGUACAUACCUCGGCUACUUCGUCAGCCAAAACAGUCGCGGCCAUGUACUCGGCCACGUCAAGGAUCUCGGCGAGGAUUCGACGCAGAUCGAUAAGGUCCGGAUUUACCGUACCAAUGCUCGCCAAUACUUCCACGCCGACGACUCAGACAUAGUCGGCCUCCUCUGCAUAGCCAAAGCCCUAGAAGGCGGCGAAAGCGACCUAGUUUCCUCCCACAACGUCUACAACACCCUCGCAGCCGAACGUCCAGACGUCCUAAAAACCCUAAUCUCCCCAAUCUGGUACUUCGACCGCAAAGGCGAAACCUCAACCGGCCAAGAAGAAUUCAUCCGCACAAGUGUAAUCUACCUAGAGCGCAGCGCAGCCGAAACAGGCAUCGAGCCGCGCGUCUACACAAAAUGGGACCCGUACUACGUCCGCUCUCUGGGCCGCUUCAGCGACGCAGGCAUCAUUCCCCCUCUGAGCGCAGAGCAACUCGAGGCAUUGAAGGUCCUGGAGGAGACUUGUGUGCGGCUUUCGUUGCAUAUGGUUCUUGAUAUUGGGGAUAUUCAGUUCCUGUCUAAUGCGCAUAUUUUGCAUGCGCGGACGGCUUACACGGAUCAUGCGCCGCCUAAGCCGAGAAGGCAUCUUAUGCGGCUUUGUAAUGAGAAGAAGAGGGGGGGUAUCCAGGUUGAUGAUCAGGCGCCUGUCGCGCCUUUGGAUGCUGAGUAG
Penicillium canescens is the source of this 1209-nucleotide messenger RNA. RefSeq names its product TauD/TfdA family dioxygenase. The coding region runs from base 1 to 1209 and encodes 402 amino acids. NCBI's taxonomy places the organism in Eukaryota, Fungi, Ascomycota, Eurotiomycetes, Eurotiales, Aspergillaceae. The record is from RefSeq and is a predicted model, not a curated record. Gene Ontology annotation, molecular function: oxidoreductase activity. The transcript is spliced from 5 exons.